UUUGCUUGUCAAGCGCUAUAAGUUUCGUUUCCCAAAUCAGGCGUGCGCGUCAAUGGUGAUUCAGAUGAGUGCAUUUUGUUCGUGGUUUGAUUCAAGAUGGCAAGACGCAUGAUGUCUCGGUUGGGCCAGUGGUCUUCUUAUAUUUUUGCAGUGGACUUCGAUAUGAAUUCUGACCCAAUCUACUUCGCCCUAGCAAGCAAGCAUAGCGAGCGGCCACAAGUGUUCAGGAAUGUCCUCGCUGAUGAAAUAUGCUACUCGCUCCAUGUCCAGAGCGAUGACAAAAUUGAAAGAGCAAAGUUUUAUGGAGGACUGAAAAACAAACUUUCAAAAGAGUUACCUCCGGAAUGUACGAUUUUGGAAAUGUCCACAUUUCAGCCUAAUGUCAAAGAUUCUGUCAUCAAAGGAUAUUUUCUAAAAGACGCAUCUAAGUCCUCAGCGACUGAACGAGUAUUAGGAGAGUUGCUUCGCAAUGACCCAGUCUAUGUAUGCUCCUACUUGUGCGAGGGAGAGGACAGACAGUGGUCGCAACACCUGUGGUCCAAUACAGAAGACGGUUGGGGGGAGGUGUUGGAGAAAUACUGCGUGGUACCUGCUGAAAAGCCAGAGCAUCAUCCUUCAACUCUCAACAUCAUCAACUAUGACGUGUUCUACAGUUUUGAGGAUGCCUACAAAGUUCUGCAACAGUGUGUUGACAUCAUCCCUGAGUCCAAGGCAGUGCUGGAGCUUGUGGACCAGCGACUCAAGUCUAAGGAGAAAACAGACUUUCCUGUUAUUGUCAUAGAGGGAUUGGAUGCUACAGGUAAAACCACUCUGACUGAGUCCCUGACGGAGGCACUGGGGGCCACUCUCCUGAAGUCCCCUCCGCAGUGUCUGUCCCCAUGGAGGGCCCGCUUCGACACUGAGCCCCCCCUCAUCCGCAGGGCCUUCUAUGCCCUUGGGAAUUACCUGACAGCAGGACAGAUAGACCAGGAGGCCAGACAAGCACCUGUCAUUGUAGACAGGUACUGGCACAGCACGGCAGCCUACGCCAUUGCCACGGCGGUGGGUGGUAAGCUGGGCAACCUGCCCCAGGCUGGCAGUGAGGUGUAUGGCUGGCCGGGGGACCUCCUGAGGCCCAGCCUGGUGCUGAUGCUCAGCCUCAGCUCACAGGAGAGGAUGAGGAGACUACAGGUCAGAGGUCAGGACAAGACCAUGGAGGAGGAGGAGCUGGAGGCCAAUCACCUGUUCAGACAGAAAGUGGAGGAGGCUUACCAGCGGAUUGAGGGCCCGGCCUGCUUCACUGUGGAUGCCAGUCCUUCUCCAGACCAAGUGCUCCAACAAGUGCUACUUUUAAUUAGGGAAAAAUGCCACUUGUAAACAGCUCCUCUCCUCCUCUCCCAGUCUUGCCCCAGAUGGCUGAUAUUCCGUUGUGGUCCACUAGGUGGUAGUAGAGUGCCAUUGAUUUGACAGAGGCAGGGCUAGUGAGAAGAGGGCAGGGUGUAGUAGGGGGUCUGGACUGUGGAUAAGCCUCAUAUGGCAAAGGGCCAGUACUACACACUCGCACGCACGCACGCACACACACACACACACAGAGAUCGAGCCAAGACCCCGACCAGUGCAUGUCACAACAUGUCCUAUUCUGUAUGACUGCCAUCAGUGAGAUGAGGAGAAACGUUAUUAUGAAUGCCAUUGUGUUCUGUCAGUGGUGAUACUUAGGGAUAUGCAGCCAGACAGCCCGCGGUGACAACCAUUUUUAUUAGGCCUGAGAUUCAGGAAAUGAAAGGGAGGGUUUGUAUAUUCAUCAGUCACUUCUAUUUCAUUGAAACGUAUGGGCCAGCAGCUAACUCUACAUUUUCCUUUUGAAGUCGCUAUAUGGACCGAGGGAUUGAAACGCACGCAUAGAGCAAUAUGAUACAUUUCACAUUACAAUAACACUGCUCAUUUGUUUGAGUACUAUUUCAAAUUAAAGGAAACAUGUUGCAUAUA
This is a messenger RNA of Salvelinus fontinalis (brook trout), 1965 nucleotides long. RefSeq names its product cytidine monophosphate (UMP-CMP) kinase 2, mitochondrial (gene cmpk2). Lineage: Eukaryota; Metazoa; Chordata; Actinopteri; Salmoniformes; Salmonidae. Gene Ontology annotation, cellular component: mitochondrion; cytoplasm. The transcript is spliced from 5 exons. The record is from RefSeq and is a predicted model, not a curated record. The coding region runs from base 97 to 1356 and encodes 419 amino acids. Gene Ontology annotation, biological process: dTTP biosynthetic process; dTDP biosynthetic process; dUDP biosynthetic process. Gene Ontology annotation, molecular function: dTMP kinase activity.